UUAGGUAUAAUAACCACAUGAAGGUGAAGAUGACAUGGAAUGUUCCAGACUGUUGGCUCCUUCCCGCUCUGCUCUGAUUGGUCAGUUUCAGAAAGAGGAAAUAAAACAUUGAUGGUUCCUCUCAUCUUCAUCAGCCUGUGGAUGCUCCUCUGAUAGCUGUCCACAGCCUUGUGCCAUACACCGGUUUUCUUCUAGGAGGGGGGACCAACCAACUGCCAACAUGUCGAGCAAAAGGGCCAAGGGAAAGAACACCAAGAAGCGUCCUCAGCGGGCCACCUCCAAUGUGUUCGCUAUGUUCGAUCAGUCUCAAAUUCAGGAGUUCAAGGAGGCUUUCAACAUGAUCGACCAAAACAGGGACGGCUUCAUCGACAAAGAAGACCUUCAUGACAUGCUGGCGUCUUUAGGUAAGAACCCCACAGAUGAGUACUUGGAGGCGAUGAUGAAUGAAGCACCUGGCCCGAUAAACUUCACCAUGUUUCUGACCAUGUUUGGAGAGAAGCUGAACGGCACAGAUCCUGAGGAUGUGAUCCGCAACGCUUUUGCCUGCUUUGAUGAGGAGGGCACAGGUAUGAUCCAGGAGGAGUACUUGCGGGAGCUGCUCACCACAAUGGGCGACAGAUUUUCAGAUGAAGAAGUGGACGAGCUCUUCAGAGAGGCGCCCAUUGACAAGAAAGGGAACUUCAACUAUGUAGCAUUCACACGCAUACUAAAGCAUGGCGCCAAAGACAAAGAUGAUUAAUGACAGGGGCAGCUCUGUGUGAGGUUCAUUCUGUAUUAUGUGUAUCUUAAAAUGGUCUCUACUGAGAACAGCUGUAUCCUGUAUUAUGGCACAUGAUGAAGCUUCACUGUGGUAUGGCUCACUGAAGGUCAUUUGUUUAAGCUGCUUGUUGGACCCCCCUCCAGCUCUUCAACCCUACUCUCAAAGCUCAUUUGCACAUCUGUGAAAACACCACUUAGGGGUCUAUAUAAGCUAUCAUGGAUAAAGCUGGAAAUAAACUUAAACAAGAAGUCUGUUCUCA
This is a messenger RNA of Notolabrus celidotus (New Zealand spotty), 1019 nucleotides long. It is a transcript of the gene myl12.2, whose product is annotated as myosin, light chain 12, genome duplicate 2. The coding region runs from base 221 to 739 and encodes 172 amino acids. Gene Ontology annotation, molecular function: calcium ion binding. Gene Ontology annotation, cellular component: cytoplasm. Lineage: Eukaryota; Metazoa; Chordata; Actinopteri; Labriformes; Labridae. The transcript is spliced from 4 exons. The record is from RefSeq and is a predicted model, not a curated record.